GGGACGCCCACACCCAAAAAUGGCCGCCAGAGUAGUAUCCUUAGCUGCUUCGAUUUCUUCAUUUGCUGUUCCAUUUUCUUCUACUUCUUCUUCGUUGUUUUUGACGAGGUUAAGGUCUCCUUCAGUUCUUAGAUUUUCUUUUGCAGUUGCUCCUUUGUCUUAUCGUAGUAGAGGAGGAGGAGGGGGGAAGCUCAUGGCUCACUCUUUAGCUCGUGCCACUCUUGGCCUUACACAGCCUGCUAAUGUUGAUGUCCCAAAGAUCUCCUUUUCUGCAAAAGAGAUUGAUGUGGUAGAAUGGAAAGGAGAUAUACUUGCAGUUGGUGUUACCGAGAAAGAUAUGACUAAGGAUAAGAGCACAAAGUUUGACAACUCACUUUUAAAGAAGCUAGAUACCCACUUGGGUGGUCUCUUAAGUGAAGCCUCUUCUGAGGAGGAUUUCACAGGAAAAGCUGGUCAAUCUAUGGUUCUUAGGCUUCCAGGUCUUGGUUCUAAAAGGAUUGGCUUGAUUGGGCUUGGACAGUCUGCCUCAACCACCUUUGCUUUUCGCAAUUUUGGUGAGACCAUUGCUGCUACUGCAAAGGCUGCUCAAGCUAGUAAUGUGGCUAUAGUUCUUGCCUCAGCAGAAAGUAUCUCAAAUGAGUUAAAGCUUAAUACUGCUUCAGCAAUAGCAUCCGGUACAGUGCUGGGGACAUAUGAAGAUGCUAGGUUUAAGUCAGAAUCAAAGAAACCGGUGUUGAAAUCUGUAGAUAUUCUUGGGUUUGGAACUGGACCUGAUUUGGCAAAGAAGCUCAAAUAUGCUGAAGAUGUCUCCUCUGCUGUAAUUUUUGGAAAAGAGCUAGUGAAUUCCCCAGCCAAUGUACUCACACCUGCUGUACUGGCAGAAGAAGCUUCAAAGAUUGCUUCCACAUACAGCGAUGUUCUUUCUGCUAAUAUCUUGAGUGCAGAGCAAUGCAAGGAGUUGAAGAUGGGUUCCUAUUUGGGAGUUGCAGCAGCAUCUGCAAAUCCCCCUCACUUCAUCCACUUGCAUUAUAAGCCUCCCGGUGGAACUGUUAAAGCCAAAUUGGCUUUAGUUGGAAAAGGAUUAACUUUUGACAGUGGUGGCUACAACAUCAAGACAGGACCUGGUUGUUCAAUUGAGCUCAUGAAAUUUGAUAUGGGAGGUUCAGCAGCUGUUCUAGGUGCAGCAAAAGCUAUUGGUCAAGUUAAACCUCCUGGAGUAGAGGUUCAUUUCAUUGUUGCGGCUUGUGAGAAUAUGAUUAGUGGAACAGGUAUGAGGCCUGGAGACAUAGUGACAGCCUCAAAUGGAAAGACUAUUGAGGUUAAUAAUACUGAUGCGGAAGGCAGGCUUACUCUUGCAGAUGCUUUAGUUUAUGCUUGUAACCAGGGUGUAGAUAAGAUAGUUGACCUGGCAACAUUGACUGGUGCCUGUGUAGUUGCUCUUGGUCCUUCAAUUGCCGGUGUCUUCACCCCCAGUGAUGACUUGGCUAAUGAGGUUUUCACAGCAGCAGAGGCCAGUGGAGAGAAACUAUGGAGGAUGCCAUUAGAGGAAAGCUACUGGGAGAACAUGAAGUCAGGAGUGGCUGAUAUGGUUAACACUGGUGGUCGUCAAGGGGGUGCUAUUACUGCAGCUCUCUUCUUGAAACAGUUCAUUAAUGAGAAGGUUCAAUGGAUGCACAUAGACAUGGCCGGCCCUGUGUGGAAUGAGAAGAAGCGCACUGCAACUGGAUUUGGUAUUUCAACUCUUGUAGAGUGGAUCUUGCAUAACUCUUCUUAAACACAGAGAUUAUGCCAGCAGAGUGAAUAGGGGCAAUGAGGAGACCUUGUGGGAUGUUUUGGUGCUGUGUGAUGAGUUUUACGAAUAAAAGAAAAAUGUGGGAGGGAUGACUGAUGUUUUGAGGUACAGUUGGACCUUGAAAGUUUCAAAGUCUUUGAGCCUGUAAAUUACUUUCUUUUCCAUCUGGUUUGCAUGGGUAAGAUAAAAUGCUCUUUUUGGGCUGCCAAGAAAAAGAGUCUCCUCUACAGGUGGAAAUCUACAUUCACUUGGAAUCUAUCCCUGAAACUAAUAGGUGGGUGGGUUCAACAGUAUUGUGAUAACUGGGCACCGAGUUCAACAGUUCAUCAAUAGAUGCUUAUUAUCA
Molecule: messenger RNA, 2138 nt
Organism: Ricinus communis (castor bean)
Lineage: Eukaryota; Viridiplantae; Streptophyta; Magnoliopsida; Malpighiales; Euphorbiaceae
Product: leucine aminopeptidase 1
Exons: 10
Coding region: 20-1774 (584 amino acids)
Biological process (GO): proteolysis
Cellular component (GO): cytoplasm
Molecular function (GO): manganese ion binding; metalloaminopeptidase activity
Source: RefSeq, a predicted model, not a curated record